CUCCAACCACUUCUUCACGGAAAAGGUAUUUCUCAGUUAAGCUUGACAGCAAUAGCUAUCGCCAUGGGUCUCUACACGAUACUCCCCGACGAGCUCCAUGACGUGGAUAUCGUUGUUGCUGGAGGAGGAGCUGCUGGCUGUGUCAUUGCUUCGAGGCUAGCGGAUGCUGAUACGAACUGCACCAUUCUCCUAAUCGAAGCUGGCUCUGACAAUCAGGACCAGCCAGCAAUCACCCGCCCAGCCUUGUAUAAAGGCAACUUCAUGCCUGAUAGCAAAAGCAUCCAGAUCUUCAUGCCCGUGCCGGAAGAGCAAUUGAGCGGGAGACGUGCAAUGGUGAUGGCAGCUAGCGUCCUUGGAGGUGGAUCAUCUAUCAAUGGGGCAAUCUACAAUCGGGCCCAGCGAGACGAUUUUGAUUCUUGGAAAACUCCAGGUUGGUCAGCUGAUGACCUCCUCCCGUAUCUGACCAAGCUCGAGAAAUAUGAAGGCCAGGGCGAUUCAGAAUGUCACGGUACAAGCGGGCCUAUCAAUGUCUCCAGUGGAACAUACGCCUCGAAUGACAUGGCAGAUGACUUUACGUCCGCCAUGAACGAGAUAGGAUACCCAACUGUUCGAGACUUGCAGGACUUUGUUAUGGCCAAUGGAGUUUCGCGUUCUUACAGCUUCAUAUCCUCACAAACCGGUCGGAGACAAGAUAGCGCGACGACGUAUUUGCACCCUCGCCUCAAGGACGGCAAACAUCCGAACCUCCACGUGCUGGUUGAAUCACAGAUUGUCCGCAUCCUCCUUGAUGAAGACAAACGUGCUAAAGCGGUAGUAUACAGGCCAAACCCUCAACAUCACGGGGACGAAGCAGCGCAGGUUAGACAUACCGUCAAUGCUCGGAAACUUGUAGUACUGUCAGCUGGAACUCAUACCUCGCCAUCCAUACUUGAACGAUCUGGGGUUGGGAGCAGCGAGAUUCUCAAAAAGGCAGGGGUGCCCCUGGUCCAUCAUCUACCAGGUGUGGGACACGACUAUCAAGACCACCAGAUGAGCGUCUAUACCUACAAGUCAAAUAUGAGGCCUGAGGGAACUCUUGAAAGUCUGGUGGACGGCACGAGAGAUGUUGAGCAGCUGUUGUUGGACGAUGACAACUUCUUGGGCUGGAAUGGCAUCGAUGCGGGGGCCAAGUUUCGACCUACCGAGUCGGAAGUUGGUACCUUGAGUCGCGAGUUCCGGGAUGCGUGGGAUAGGGAUUUCCGGAAUGCUCCCACUCGACCGCUGGCAGUGAUGUUUGCGGUUAACGGAAUCCUCGGCGAUCCCAGUCCAUUCCUGCCCGGCCAAUUCUUCUCUUUGGCCUGUUUCACUUCAUAUCCAUACUCCAGGGGUCACUUGCAUAUUACCGGCCCGGAGAUUGGAGACCCUCUGGACUUUCGGACUGGAUAUUUGUCUGACCCAAACGACAUUGAUUUAGCCACGCAAGUCUGGCUGUACAAGACGCAACGUCAAGUGGCACAAAACAUGCGGUUCUACAAGGGCGAAAGUCAUUUACACCCUCAAUUCUCACCUGAAUCGACUGCUGCAAGGCUUACGGAGGCCUCCAUGGACAAGGCAAAAUUACCAAUCGAGUACUCUCGUGAAGACGAUGAGGCCAUCAAAAAGUUCAUUCGUCAGAAUGUGGGUACGACUUUCCACUCCAUCGCCACCUGCAAAAUGGCCCCAGUUGAACAGAUGGGCGUUGUGGACAAAGACCUGAAUGUCCACGGCGUCCAGGGGUUGAAGGUGGCUGAUUUGAGUAUUGCCCCAGAGAAUGUUUCGGGCAAUACUAUGAGCACUGCUGUCAUGAUUGGCGAGAAGUCGGCAGAUAUUAUCAUCAAAGAGUUCAAGCUUGGGUUAGCUUGAGAGAUGAGGAAAUGUAUAAGUUUAUGGCGUUCGAUGUCGACAGAUGGAUAGUGAAUUCCGUAUACGAGUAUAACAUGGAUGCUGAGAAACGCAUUAGCCGUGACGUGCUUGAGACAAGAGAGGACAGGGGAUUGUUUCAGGCGGUGACAAAGCCUAGAGGCCUCCAGUUGAGGUGGUGGUGUUAUAGGGGGUAUAGGCGGCAUAUUGGGUUUCUCAGUCCUUAUAUAAGUGUCUAUUUAGGUACCGGCUUAAG
Messenger RNA from Exophiala mesophila, 2134 nucleotides. RefSeq lists its product as uncharacterized. The transcript is spliced from 5 exons. Bases 64 to 1881 code for a protein of 605 amino acids. NCBI's taxonomy places the organism in Eukaryota, Fungi, Ascomycota, Eurotiomycetes, Chaetothyriales, Herpotrichiellaceae. Gene Ontology annotation, molecular function: oxidoreductase activity, acting on CH-OH group of donors; flavin adenine dinucleotide binding. The record is from RefSeq and is a predicted model, not a curated record.